Molecule: messenger RNA, 1897 nt
Organism: Tripterygium wilfordii
Lineage: Eukaryota; Viridiplantae; Streptophyta; Magnoliopsida; Celastrales; Celastraceae
Product: F-box/LRR-repeat protein At3g58900-like
Exons: 4
Coding region: 349-1722 (457 amino acids)
Molecular function (GO): protein binding
Source: RefSeq, a predicted model, not a curated record
UAGUCGUCUGACAAAAACUUCCAAGAAAAGCUUUUUCUUGGAUGUCUCAAUUUUUAGCUAAUGUUCAUCAGUUUUUAGCUAAUGUUCAUCAGUUUUUGGUCCAAUUGUUAUUGUGGAAUCCAGACUCAGAUUCUGUAAUGGGUUGAUGCCAUCCUUUGUUUUCUGCCCAAAUUUCAAAGUUUUUCUAGGCAUCCUCAAUUUUUAGCAGUGUUUUGUUUAUUUGUGACUGUUUGUUUGCAACAUAAAUGAAUUGGCAGAUAUUUCUGACUUUUGCAUCUGGUUCUUUGCAUCUAACUUACUCAAGGAAAUUGCCUGACAAAAAAAAAAACUUACUGAAAGAAAGCAAUAAUGAAGCGGUGCCCAACUAUCCUCGCAAAGAAGAAGAGAGAGAUUAAUGUGGAAGAGGAUAAGAUAAGUGAACUGCCAGAUGAAGUCCUCGUUUCCAUUCUGUCUCGCUUAACAAUGAGAGAAGCAGCAAGGACUAGUGUUGUUGCCCGCCGAUGGCUCAAAGUCUGGACUUUUUGCCCCUCCUUGAAUUUUGCUGCUUCAGAGACUUUUCUCUCUAGUUAUAGAGAAGCAAGAAGAGUUUACGAGGAGGAAAAGCAGGAGUAUGUUAAUUGGGUAAAUUGUGUGUUGGAGGCAUAUCAAGGAUCCAUCAUAGACGAUUUUCAUAUUCAUUUUGACUUGGAUCCAAAGUACAAAUAUGAUAUUGAUAGAUGGGUUAACUUUGUAAUCCAAAAGGGUGUUAAACGGCUAGUGAUAGACUUGGGGGUUUAUUAUAAUGGUGGACGUUCAAAACAUGUUUACCAUUUUCCUCUGUCAUGUAACAACAUUGCUCUCCAGAGGACUCUGCAUUUGCUAAGAGUUCUCAAGCUAAAGUAUGUGGAUGUAAGUGGAGUUGUUAUUGAAUAUUUCAUAUCCGCUUGCCCCUGCCUCGAAAAAUUGACUAUCAGAGGUUCAGGUUCCAAUGAUCUUGUCCAUCUAAAUGUUGCUGGUGGUCAGUCGCUUUGCUUGAAGAAAGUUAAGAUAUUUGGGUGCUCACAUUUGAGAAGCAUACGUCUGUCCGCAACAAAUCUUUUAUCUUUCAAGUAUCACGGUCCAAUAAUUGACAUCUCGUAUGAAAAUGUCCCCAAUCUUGUCGAAGUACUUAUUGGAGGGUGGUUAACUGAGAUGGCCAUCUCCUACUUUCCUCAGCUUUCAAAUUAUUUGUUUCGACUAGAGACACUUACAGUAGAUGUGCCGCAUCUCGAGGAAGAUGAUAUGGAAGAUAGGGAACCGCUGGAGUUUCCUGUGUUGAGAAAGCUCAAAAACUUGAAAUUGAGAGUUUAUGCAAGUCAUGAGCAAAGUCUUCUUGUUUUUGCUUCCUUGAUAAAGGCAGCUCCUUCCUUGGAUAGACUUGUGGUACAGUUAACUAAUCUUUGGGGUACUAUUAAAAGGAUGAGGGCACAAGAAGUCCCAAAGUCUCCACUCCGAUGCCUCAAAGUAGCUGAACUUUUUGGGUUUUCAGGGCGCACUGUUGAAAUGGAACUUGCCACAUAUUUGGUCAAGAAUGCGGUUAUGCUAGAAAAGGUUAUCAUUGAUCCUAUCCCUUAUCGUAGUAUUGAAUGGCACUUCCAGAACGAUGACGAGAGAUUGAAGAGGAUACAAGCUAGUAGGAAGUGUGCAAUGCUGCUCAGAUCUAAUUUCUCUCUGGGAAAUAAAUUAGUGUUCCGCGAUUUUUGAGUGAAAUUUAGCUAGGUAUUUAUAAUAUUUGAGUUCAGUUUAGCCAUUUAUCUUAUCAUUUUGAGUGACAAUUGGUACUUUAGGAUAUUUAUUUUUCUAUAUUUGUGUAAGUGCUCGUGCAGGCAUAUUAAUGUAUUGUCAGGGUUGUCUUUAAUGCAGUGCUAUGAUUAUUGCA